AUGCCUCUUCUGUCGGCCAAACUCUAUCAAACAUUUACUAAUAGCCCUGAAGGCAAGGAAGCACUAUACCUUGAUUUCGGCAAAUCGACGGAGGAGAGAGAAGGCGAGACUAACCAUAACAGUCUUCUUGGUGGUUCUGGUGCUCUACUUAACAAUGGAACAGUAUUCUUUCUUGGCAUCAAAGUUGACAUGGCCAUUGCGUUUUGUUGUUACAAUCUCCAUGAACUACUUUUGUGUAUGAAUAUCUUUCAAUGUUUAAUGAAUUGGUACGGGAAAAACGAUGCCGCUGUUAUGAAUAAAGGUCUAGCUUUCUUUAAAUUACUUGUACCGAAUUCGAAUUUACAUUGUGAUUCACUAGCCAACAACUCGAUGAAUACACAGUGGACUAAUGUAGGGACAAAUGCUGCAGCAUCUAUUCCCCAUGGAACUGUACCUACACGUCCUCUCCUUCACAAUUCUGCCAAUUCGCGUACUCGCUACAUCAUUACAACGGAUGGUAUAUACCGGAUUCCUAGAGUGGCGGAUAGGACUAGGUCAAUUCUAUUCAAGACCAAAUUGUGCGCGUGUUUCAUGAGUGGAAAAUUAUGUUUUGAAGGAAAAUCGUGCACUUUCGCGCAUGGAUAUGCCGAGCUGAGAUCCGUGUCUGCCCAUCCACGGUAUCGAACGAGACUUUGCCGAUACAUAUCUCUUGGAAUGGAGUGUCCAUUUGGAGAAAGGUAUACUUUGCUAGCUCCACUACCGUGGACUUUGUUGGAAAUCCUUUGUAAACUGGACAGGCAUUACCGCGAGAGGAAAAUUAGGUGCCGUUUAGUAUACGAAGAUAGAGAACCAAUCUUUCUUGGCGUCAAUCUCCUCGAGGCGAGGGGAAUUGCUUAUUGCGAUCUUCGUGACUUACUUUUGUGUUUGUUCGUCAAUAACAUACUAAAGCCUUUGUUCGGGGAACACGGUGUCGAUGAUAUUACUAUGGCCCUAUCCCUCUUAAACUUACUUGAACCGAAUUCUAAUAGUCAUUGCACCAUACCAUCUAUAAUGCAGCCGCCUACUGUCAUGACAGAUGGUUUGAUAACGAUUCCCUAUGAUCCUGUAUGUGCAAGUCCUUACGUUCACAAUAACGCAGGUUCGACUACUCGCUGCACCCCUUCAACGCAUUCUACGACCUCGAUUAUCCGAGUUGCGCAUGAAAGUGAGCCAAUUCUAUCAACGCCCAUGGAAUGCAAACAUGAGAAGCCUUGCGCCAUCAUGCGUGGGGGUCCACCUGGAAAAGUGCGUUUUUACUAUCGUCCUUAA
Rodentolepis nana is the source of this 1287-nucleotide messenger RNA. NCBI's taxonomy places the organism in Eukaryota, Metazoa, Platyhelminthes, Cestoda, Cyclophyllidea, Hymenolepididae. The record is from the annotation of a GenBank genome assembly.